AUAAUUAUUUCCUUUUCUAAUUGUUAUAUAAAAAUUGUAACUAAUUACUAUUGUUAUUAUUAUAAGUUGACAUCAGCGGUCAUACGGUUAAUUUAAGAUAGCCAAAAGCAUGAUUUCUAGUAUUCAAUUGAUUCCAGCAAAAUAAUAAACUUGUAACCUAUACAUUUUAAAAAGUUGCGCAUCCCUUGAUUUUCGUAAAAUUUGCAUAGGAGUUACAACAUACAAUACUACUACUAAGCGUGAUAGGAAAUCUAGUGUAGCUUCAUCAGGUGCUAGAUCACGAAGGCGAAAUGUGCGACUGAAAACUUUCUUAUGACAGCAGCGAUACAAAUAAAUAAAUAAAUAAAUAAAGACAAUAAUAACGUUUUGAACACUUUACGUAGCCUACUCACCCUGAAGUGUCCUUGAAAACAUGACUGCCCAGUUUAGCCACGCCAUAUGUUUGUGAAUUUUUUUUAUUUUUUUUUUUUCCCUCACCACGCGUUUUAUGGAGUUCCUACUGUUUCUUCUACGAAAGAUGAACUGUUAAUUCCUAACCAGCUGGCGUGAUAGGAAAUUAGCUCUCACCUAAAAAAAAUAAAUAAACUUCAGGAAAAUGGUAGUGUAAAAAUAUUGCACUCCUAGAAAAAAAAAAAAAAAAAAAAAAAACACACACACACACACACACACACACUGCUGCGGUGGUCAAAAUCGUCCUUUCGCUGCCUACCCUGAUCACCGUCCAGCAGAGAGAGAGAGAGAGAGAGAGAGAGAGAGAGAGAGAGAGAGAGAGAGAGAGAGAGAGAGAGCAUUAUCACCUCAGACAUUAACAAAGUCUAUUGAACUCGAAUAUCACGAACUAUGUAACCCACCUGACAGCGUGUCUCGUUACUCAAUCCUUCCGAUUCAUUUUGUUUUAACAAAGAUGUAACACGACGAAAAUAACACUCGACUGGCUUCUAUUGUUUGUUCAGCCAUCUAAACGGAUUUCCAUUAAUCAUUUCUUUUCUCGCCACCAAGGGCUAACUGCAUAAGUGUGUGUGUGUGUGUGUGUGUGGAGCCGGGAGUGUGCCUGUCAAGGUCAGUGGAGGCCCACCACGGCUUCACGCACAGGUUGACACUUGGCCAACGCAGCAAGUAGUGUGGGAACAGUGGUAUGCAAGAUGGCUUAGUUUACAAGUUGAAAUCACUUCUAACUGAAUACACACAUUCACACACACCACAAGGAUGGCUUCAUUACGAGACACUGCCAAGAUGAUCAAGUACAAAAGCCGCAAUCAAAACGAUGUGGAGGAUAAGAAGAAACGAUCAUUAUUUAUGACUGCAAUCUUGCCACUAUCUGAUGACGGAUUCCCAACUUCCACGCUUCACGUAAACGCCACGUAGGAAAUCCUAACUCAGGCCAGUCAAAUUAAACAUAAAGCAAUAAUCAAGAAAAAGCUGUUCCCUAUUCUCAAACUAAUAUACAUUAACACUCUCAAAGCCUGUAAUGUGUGUACCAAUCCCUUAUGCUGGGCAGGAGCUCCCAGCAUGCCCACAUGGGUUCCUUACUCAGCUUGGGUCCGGCCGAUCACGUCCUGUCAUCACUGUCAACGCAGGUAUCAAGCUGGGCGGAGCGGGAUGAUGGGUGUCCGGGGUCUACAGCAAGAGGUUGGAUCUGUGUUCCUCCUGCCCUUGUUGCUGCUACUACUACUCGUAAUUUCAGUGGUGGGUAACAACUGUGGUUGCUGGGGCACCAAUGAGGUCUACGUGCAGUACAAACCCCCUGUCAGUGGCUGGUUCCGCCACAAACGCAGGUUUCUCUUUGAGCGCAGCUACACUGUCUACACAGCUGAGCCCCAGAUACAUAAUUUUCAGCUGAGAUACAUGGUGACAAGAGGGAACUGGCUCCUGCUAGAAAAGAAAAAGAGAGGAUGGAAUGUUCUCAGCAAAAGCAAUCAAAACAGCACUGAACAGUUCAUUAUUUCAUGUCCAACAGGCCAGUGUUCAUGUCAGGCUGUUAAAGUGGAAGGGUCAUCAUGUUGGAGUAUUAAUGGACAGUAUAGUAAAUCCUCUAACAAUAGAAAGCCUCCAGGAAACCUCAACCAUACAAAGCCGUAUGACAGCAACAAGAAGCGCUCUCAGUGUCUGCUAGCAGAGCUCCAACAGUGUCUUAAUGACAAUAAAAGCAGAAAAACAGAUGAUGGCUGUGAACAAUAUAUAAGACCCUUGAUCAACAGCACUAAAUUAAAGCAUAAACAUGAGCACUACACGUAUCGUAAAUAUUAUUAUAAUCUGACCAAGGCUGAUGAUCAUGACUUCUGGCUGAUUGAGUCAGAGAAGAAAGUGUAUGCAGUAAGCCGCAACACUGGGCCCUGCCCUGACCAGCUGAUGCCUGACUCCAGAACUUGGCUGAGGACUGACGACAACUUCACUGAAAACAUCACAGUCACCUGUACCACUUGGGACAACCCUUCUGGUGACUGACCUGUACAGGCAUGAAGGCAUAUCUUGGUGCAGCCGCAUUGUUUUCCCUCGUGCCCUUCAAGCCACGGAUGUGUGGAUGAAUAAUUCACACAUUUCCAAGGUGAAGAGCACACAAUAAAAUGCAUGAAGCAUUGAAAACAAAGACAUAAACCACAUCUCCACUGGUUUCCAACUGUUCAUGCCAAAGUGCAGUACACUAUCCUUCCAAGCUGUUUCUCAGACCUUGAAUAGUAAAAUACGAAAAAUAAAAAAUAAAUGUAAACUAUAUUACACAUUCUGUUAACAGAAAACAAAAAUAUAUAUUUUUUUAUCAGUCAUAGCACAAAGAUUAAUUUACACCAAUUAUUCCAAAUUUUCAUUUUUUUUUUCUUUCACUUAAUUUGCAAGAAGUAAAUUUUCAAAUGCACAUGUAUGAAAUAACAGUAGAAAAAAAAAAAAAAUCCACUCCAACACUAAAAAGUCAACAGCAGAAACUACUUGUAUGGAAGUCCUGAUGAUGAGUUGUUUCCUCAUCAGAAAAUAAGAAAGAACACUGUACAGAUAUACUGCACAACUGACCCUCACAGAGUAUGAUUGGUGAUGAUCAGUGGCCAGGUAUUGUUAAUUUCAGUAUCCUAAGUACCACAACCUGAAGAUGCUGGAACUGAUAAAGUGGAGUGAACAUCACCAUAGACUGAUCACUCUCACAGCAAACAUCACAUGCUGUUAAAAGUGGUGCCACCCAUAUUUUUCAACUACUACAAUGUCUUACAAGAAAGAAAAUUAAUAUACAUAGUAUACCAAGAUCGCAAGUAAUGUGUGCCCAAGUGGUACAUUUCUCCAGCAGCACAUCUUAUGUCUUUCACCAAAUAGUGUGGUUUUCACAAGCUGUACAACUGACAUGAGACAUCAUGGUAGUGGGAUGGAGUUUUAGGCAUGGCAGAAGGUAGACACCCUACAAAAUUGAAUGACAAGCAGACAUAAAUUAUGAUCAAACAUCUGAGCACCUUUAGAGAGAGGAAACUCCCUCCAUAAUACCACAUCACGUUAUAAUUCUUCUGUUCCUGUUUGUCUUUUGGUUUUGUAAGCUCUCAGAAGUUAUCAGAUACAUUUAAUAAUUUUCUUCCAUGUAUGGCAUUGUAGCAGUUAAAAUUCAUAAGAGGGAGAUACUACUUUGAAUUUUUUUUUUUUUUUUUCAGAUAAUGAUCAAUCUGUAGUGAUAUUUAAUCUACUACAUCUUGAUUUUUGGUGAAAGUUCCUUAUCACAAGAUACAUGCAAUGACCUCCAAUGUUACUAUCACAUAUCUUGAAUAAUAUCAAAGGGAUGUGCUAUAGCAACCUUCAGUGUGGAGUGGUGCAAGAUGGAGCAAUUAAGGACACUCAAUAUGGUAGAAAUUAUUCUUCUACUCUGUACCUGCCUCCCAUACCUUUUACUUCCUAUAACACCCACAAGUCACUGUAAUUACACCCAACCCAGAUUCAUGGACUGCUCCUUGAAUUAGCAAUAAUAAGAUUCAUUUGACACAAAACAAUAAUUGUGACUAUGUACUGAUGAAAAGACAAUGAGGAUAAAAGGGAAGGAAAAGGAUACAAUUCUCAUUUAGGUUUACUGUGAUCACUUUGCACCUUCCCUGCAGCCAACAUCAUGGCAAGAUCAGCCACAAAAAGGAAUGAUGGCAAGAGAAGGGCACACAAGUUAGUGGGACAGUAGAGUCACCCUGGUGAUAAAACUUACAAUCAACCAAAGAUGAUACUGUAUGGUUGCAUAGUGAUACUUGGCAUGCAACAACUCCACUUUGCUGCCACUUUUGAAAUACCAGCAGGAAGAGCUUGAUAUGGGAGAGAGGAACAGAAGAAAGAACAAGGAUUUCUUUCCAACAGGCUGCCCUUAGUAAUGCCUCUGAAGGUUGCUGUGGCAUGUCAAUUUUAUAUUAUUCAUGAGUUAUAGUGAGUCCAUCAAUGAAAGUAUAUCUUUUGUAACAAAGAAGUUUGUGAUGAAAUCACAACUGAUAACUAAAUAUUGCCCAUUACAACACAGCACAGGUGUUUUUGCAAGAUCUCUGCUCUUAAGUCCCAGGGAGAAUUAAUCAUGUGUAUGGCAGCAGAGUACAGUGGGAACCAAUUUGGUUGUGGGAGCCAAACUAAUUAACUCUAGGAGUCAACUGUAGUAUCUAGUCUCAUAUUCUUAACUUCCUUCCUUCCUCAUCUUCUCACUCCCCAUAUCUCUCUCCUUAUCACUCAAAUCCCUAAACACAAGGUCAGUUGCAUUUCAGUUCUUAGAAAAACUUAACAUUCCUUCUCAUUCUCCUUCCUCAUCAAACAGAUCCACUGAUACAAUGGUGGAGAACAAUAAGAUAUCCUUGAGCUCAGGAACACAAAACAGUACGGUACUUAAUUUUCAAUGACAUAACACAGUACUACAGUAGUUCUUUAUGAUCUUAUAAGAAACAGAUGAGAGAGAGAGAGAGAGAGAGAGAGAGAGAGAGAGAGAGAGAGAGAGAGAGAGAGAGAGAGAGAGAGAGAGAGAGAGAGAGAGAGAGAGAGAGAGAGAGAGAAUACAUACUGUACAUGUAGUAUGGCUACCAUCUGGUUAUUCACCUUUCCUAAUAAUCUAGCAUGAAGUUGGUUCCCUGCAAACUAGAUUAAUGGACUUAAAUUGCUCUUUAGUAGCCCCUUAUGUGUAGAAUUAUAAGUAAAUUUAUUCAUAUACAGGUUUCUCACAUGUUGAUUUGAUUAUCCAUGAAUUAGAACAUUUCUAUGAAGCUGCAGAAAACAUGAAAAUGAAAAUUUGCAGGGUCCAUGGUUCAUCAGUAUUUUGCAUUUUACACACAGCUUAAUGCUCAUCCCUUCCCACAUAUAUUGUGCAGUUUUUUUUUUAACUCAAAAUGGAUAUUUAAAGAAUCAGUCCACAAAUCACAUGACAUGGUAACAUUCAUACAUAAGAGACAAGGAUGGCACACAACAGCUGUAUAAGUUCUACAAAUGAUGAAUGGCAUCACUUACUUCCAUUAAUAUUGUAUUACAUUGUUAUUCAUCUCUGCUCACGUUUUGCACCACGUGUUGAACAGUUAAUGCGACAAUCAAGAUUACUUACACACACACACACACACACACACACACACACACACACACACACACACACACACACACACGAAAAAAAAAAAAACAGGAUUAAAAUUUGUGACUUUUCUGUGGUAGUUGCAAUUUGCAAUGCUUUGAAGCACUUUGUGCCAAACCAGCAUAAUAGAUCUUAAUAUACUUUUAAAGGUACAAAUAAACAGCAAAAUAUUACAUGCAAGGAUACUUUGCAAACUGAUCCUACAUGUAACAAAAUUAUACAUAAAAGCAUGAGAAUCUACUGUAUCUCAUUUUUUUAUGGAGCAACAGCUGGAAUACAUGAACAAUGUCAAUGUAUUGUGAAUGUUAAACACUGCUGAAAUAAACAUAUGAAUGAAAUCAAAUAAACACAAUACCUCACGAAAAACAUGCUGACAACUCUCAGGUAGCCAAAUGUUGUGGGUGCCAACAAUAACAGCAACCAGAGAGCAAGCCAGUCUCUUAGAUAUCUUAAACGCUGUUUUUAUGUACAUAUUGUUUUUUUCAUGUUGCAAAUAAAUGAUGAAUACAUUCAUCUCUUGAUUUAUGUAAGUUUAAAUUAUGUAAAUAUGGAAUCAAGUGAGUCUGCUUUAAUAAGAAAAAUCUGAAUAACAUGAAUAGAAUUGUACAGUAAAAAUGUUAUUACUGUAACACAUGUUUCAGUAAUUUGCAGUUUAGACAACUCAUAGAGGCUCAUGUGUAAAAAAUGAAAACUUUAUAAAAUCUCAAUUAAUUAAUUUAAGAUUCAAGGGAAAUUUAAUCAGCCUUGUAAGAACCCAGGUGACAACCAACAAAGCUCAAAUGUGCAAUCUCUCUCUCUCUCUCUCUCUCUCUCUCUCUCUCUCUCUCUCUCUCUCUCUCUCUCUCUCUCUCUCUCUCUCUCUCUCUCUCUCUCUCUCUCUCUCUCUCUCUUAAUUAAUGUGUAGUACCUGUUCCUUUAGCAACAAUUAGGUAUAGGAUGUAAGCCAAAGGGUUGUGAUCUCACUGUCUUAGUGUUUGGUGUGUGAGUGGUCUCAGUCCUGCUCAGUGUUUGGUCAUAAUGAGCUCUAAGCUCUAUCCACUGCAUAACAGCUGUGUCGCAAGACCUGUUGUCUGUAGCUCUUUUCAGGCCCAUGGCACAGUACAAUGGCACUGCAUUGUGACAGAGGACUUUCAAAGUCCCCGAGUGAUGUUCACCCACUCAUGCACAUCAGCACCACUGACCAUGAACUAUCACAACAUACAGCUGGCACACUAUUAAUUGACUCUGUUCCACUUUCCUCUCAAAUUUCAUUGUUUUGUAGUGUUUUCUGAAUAUCUUGCCAUCCUUUAUCUGAAUAUUAUUUGAAGAAUACUGUGACAAAGAACUAGCAGUCAAUUACAAUCAUCACAAAGGAGAUAAGUGAGAGGUGCAACAACAGUGCUGCCAUCACACAACUGAGCAGUUACAUUACAUUUAGUGUGCUUUUUGAUUAUUUUAUUAUAUUCUUUAUGUGAUUUCUUUGUUUCUCAGAAUGAAUUAAGUUUCUUCCAUGUGUUCUUUUGAAUAACAAAAGAAUCACACUACAAACAGCUAGUUAGUGCAAAUUAAACUCAUUGUCAUGGACCCCAUUGUAUUCAGUUCUCUCUCGUCUGUGGUCAGCCCUAGUGGCUUGUUGGAGGCCCUGCCUACCUCUUGUUGUUCCUCUGUAAGUUAAUUGUACAAUGACAAUAUAUUUUUACAAAAACUA
This is a messenger RNA of Scylla paramamosain (green mud crab), 7229 nucleotides long. RefSeq lists its product as uncharacterized. The record is from RefSeq and is a predicted model, not a curated record. Lineage: Eukaryota; Metazoa; Arthropoda; Malacostraca; Decapoda; Portunidae. The transcript has 5 exons. The coding region runs from base 1510 to 2445 and encodes 311 amino acids.